Helicoverpa armigera (cotton bollworm) is the source of this 2217-nucleotide messenger RNA. RefSeq names its product segmentation protein Runt (gene run). The transcript has 3 exons. Gene Ontology annotation, biological process: regulation of DNA-templated transcription. The coding region runs from base 522 to 1760 and encodes 412 amino acids. The record is from RefSeq and is a predicted model, not a curated record. NCBI's taxonomy places the organism in Eukaryota, Metazoa, Arthropoda, Insecta, Lepidoptera, Noctuidae. Gene Ontology annotation, molecular function: RNA polymerase II cis-regulatory region sequence-specific DNA binding; ATP binding; DNA-binding transcription factor activity, RNA polymerase II-specific. Gene Ontology annotation, cellular component: nucleus.
GCCGCGACACCGCAUCACCCGCACCCUUCGUCUCCUUCCCGCUUUUUACGAGACGUAGGGGCCGCCACCCGGGUGGGGGCGGCGACCGCGCGAACGCAAAAUAUUGACCAUCGGAAAAAGUCGCGUCGUAUCACAGUCAUCAGUUGAAACUGAGUUCUCGCGAGCACGCGUCCUUCGCCACGACUUCGGUGCGCGUCGUGAGUCUUCGGCUUGCGGUGUCGGCGAGUCACCCGGCCGCCGUUUAUUUUUCCGAGUCCCCCGCCCGGCGUCUUGCCGUCCGCGCCCAACAAGUGGUGUAGACGCUGCUCGAGCUCGCGGCUCACACGGAGUCUCGCGCCCGUACUUCGCACAACUUUCCGAGCGCUCCGCGCGCACGCGACGCACACUUGUCGCGAGUUUGUAAACCGAUCGCGUGUUUUGAAACUUUUACCAAAGUGUUUAGAGACUACAGUGGCGUGACAGAGGACUUCAGUGGCGUGUCGAGAGUCGGUACGGUGUUCGUAGAGGGUAGACUGAAGUCGAUGCACCUCCCGCACGCGAGCCCACCGGCCCCCAGCAUGGCGGACGUGUAUGCUCAUAUCCAUGAGUACUACCGGCAGAGCCACGGCGAGCUGGUGCAGACCGGCUCCCCCGCAGUGCUGUGCUCGGUGCUGCCGGGACACUGGCGCUCCAACAAGUCGCUGCCGGUGGCUUUCAAAGUGGUGGCUCUAGACGACGUGCAGGAUGGCACACUGGUCACCAUUAAGGCUGGGAACGAUGAGAACUCUAUGGCUGAACUGAGAAACUGCACGGCAGUGAUGAAGAACCAAGUGGCAAAGUUUAAUGACCUGAGGUUCGUGGGUCGCAGCGGGAGAGGGAAGUCGUUCUCGCUGACCAUCACCAUCAGCACGUUCCCCAGCCAGGUGGCCACCUACAUGAAAGCCAUCAAAGUCACCGUCGACGGCCCCAGAGAGCCCAGGACUAAGCAAAAUUACGGAUACGGUCACCCGGGUGCAUUCAGCCCGUUCCUGUUGAACCCCGGCUGGCUGGAUGCGGCCUACCUCAACUAUGCGUGGGCUGACUACUUCAGACCGCCACAAAUGCGAGACCAGACUGCCUCGCUUAUAAAAGGUGGUCCAGGUUCAAUACCAACGCCUCCAGUAACAUUACCCGGAGCAGAACUAUUCCAAUUUGGACCGGCGAUGGCAAAUCUGCCAGCAGGAGGCCUUAUCCCUCCACCUGGUGCUUUCCUACCGCCCAACGGUCUUCUGCCGUUUGCUCCACACCCUGCAGAUCUAGCAAUGAAGUCACUACCACCUGAGCUAUCACUGAAGAAUGGCAUGAAUCCUUACGAAGCGCUACGACACUUACAAAGCAACGUAUCUUCAAUGGAUACCUCAAGCGCUCGAUUGUCACCUACUAGCAGCAGACAAAGUGGUAGCCCAAGGAGCAUAGUCAAUGCUAGUCCCGACAGAUCGAAAGCUGAUUCUAAAUCAGAAGUCAACUCGAUGCAUGACGCCACAAUUACUGAUGAAUCAGACGAGGAACCUAUUGAAGUAGUGAAGUCUGCUUUCCAUCCCACAAGACCAGCGAAUGUUGAGCUUCAAGAGAUGAAGAGAGUUCAGGCUGCGGACUCCACGGUGGCAGACAGGCCGCGAGUCCGCAAUGAGCUGAAGGCUCCUUCACAGCGCACCACGCGAGUGCUCUCCACUAGUCCAACAUCUACCAAGAUUUCAAACGGCACGAUACCAACUCACAAGUCAGUUUGGCGGCCAUAUUGACUCUAUAGUGCUAGUUCUUAGUUAAGUAUCCAUUGUGAUGGUGGAUCUGUUGAAAUGUGAUAAACCAAUGAGCUUGUAAAUAAUAUAGGUAUUAAAAAUCCCUUGAUUUAUAUCAGAUAUUUAUUGUUAGACAUAUUUAGAUCACUAGAGUUUAGAAUAGUCAAGUAAAUGUUGAUAGAUUAUUUGUUACUUUUAUUGCAAAUGUGUUCAAGCUUAUCUAUAUAAUUAUCUCGUAAAUAAAUGUAAAUUGAUUUGUAAAUGUAUAAUUAUUGAAACUUUAAUAUUCUUCGAGAAACGACUGAUUACUUUAAUGUUUAAGAAAGACAAAUGUAUUAUUGUAAAUAGUUUAAAAGGGUAUUUAUUAAACGAACGAAAUGUACAAUAAAUGUCUGCCAGUUGGCAAUGUAUAAUCGAAAUGUAUAUAUGUAUCUAGAGGUAACGAGAUAAAAGAAAGAUU